ACGCCACGCCACCCCAGCCCUAAUCCAGUUUUCCUUUUCUUCAAAAUCUCAGAAUUGUAAAAUUAACUCAGAUCCGAGUAAUCUAAUACCUACAAUCUUCUCAUACUCAAUUCCGGUAAAUCCCCGAUCAAAACCCUAACUCUUAGAAAAUGAAGGAGACGGAGGGUUUAUCAUUUAUCUGCAAUGGUCUCGGCCUCAUUUUGGAGGACGAUAAAGGGAACCGGGUUGGUUAUGAUAGAGGCGAAAACUGUCUAGCAAAACCUGAUCUCAAGCUAUUAUUGGCAGAUAAUUUGAAGGAUUUGCUGAGGUUUUUAAGGCGAGAUGAUCCGCAAACACGAGAAGUGUUUAAGCAAGUUUGCAAAUGGAACAUUAUUUCCAAAAAUUUGAUACCUAUUAUUGAAAACUGUCAGGAUGAUCGGAGUUUGGUGUUAAAUGCAGUGAAAGUGUUAGUUUUCCUUUCAAUGCCUGUUGAGCCUUCAUCCAGUGAUAUCCCUCAACAGAUGGAGUAUCUUUGGGAAUUGAAGGCUUCUAUUACAAGCAGUGUCAUAAUUCCCGUUAUAGUCUCACUGCUUGAGGGCCCUCUUGAAAAUUUAGAAUGUGAAUCAUUCACAGAAGAUGACUGGAAAUUGGUCCAGCUGGUAUUGAGCUUAUUCCGUAACAUUCUUGCUAUCCAAGACAUAUCAUCACUGCAAAAGGCUGGAGCAUCUGCUAGUCUAUUUUUAUCACUGAGAGACAGAUUUCUUGAACUAUUGUUCCAAGAGAAUGUGAUGGACUUAAUUAUAGUUAUAACCCAGCAUGUUGGCGGUUCUCGCAGUUAUUUCCGCCAUGAUAACUUACUUUUGUUGGAAAUUUUCCACUACAUAUUUAUGAGUCAAGAUCCAGAGUUAGUUGCUAAAGCUCGUUUAAGGGGUUCUAAGGGGGAUGGAGAUGCCAUUAAUGAUCUCAAGUCCAUCAUGGAAGAGGAAGAAAGGAAAAGAAAGCUUUCUAGACUACAAAGUUCAAUCCGCCAUUCACAGUUUAGUGGAACAUUUACACGGAAGACUAUGGAUGGUUCUAAUGCAGUCUUCAAGGGAAACCCUGCUGCUGCUCCUCAAAAUCUUCUUGCUAGAUCUCAUAAACCUAACAGGGGUUCUGCCAGAAAGGUUGUCUCAGAACACGGGUGCUUACCUUCAGUGAAAGACAAUAUUCUAGAGUUCCUUCAUGACUUUGUGAAACAGUUUCUAUCAACAGGAUAUAAUGUUUUGAUGCUGUCUAUUCAUGAGGACAUUGAGAAGGAACAUCAUGCAAUUCAGAAUGGGGAUGUUGUUGUUUUCUUCAAGGUUGCUGAGUUUGUCACUUGUUUCCAAUAUCAGAAGUUUUUGACUUCCCAGCCAGCCACAGAAAAUGAAAAUUUUGAAGUUUCUGCUGAUGAAAAUGUGGACAAUACUUUUUUCAAAGGCAACAUCUGUGGACCAAUUGCAGCAUCAAUGAAUGAAUCAAUGUUCCAAUUGGUGAUUUCAAGAUGGCGCAAUGCAUUUGAUGGCCUGAAGGAAACUAACAACUACAAGUUUUUGUCAGCAGCUGGUUCUCUUAUGAAAAAUAUGCUUCGAAUGUUAGAUUUGGUGCUCAAGUCAUUGCCAGAUGAUUCUAAGGAGCCCCAAACAGCUCGCAUUCUUCUUUACAAGCUAUUUUAUGAUCAAACUGAUGAAGGGAUGACCAAGUUCCUUCUAAACCUAGUCAAAGUGUUUGACACUCGCAAACAGCCCAAAAGUGAUCUAGCAGAUUUGGUGGAAAUAAUAUACAUAGUUGUCCAGCUCCUGGAGAACCUCCAAGCACGUGGCUCAUUGAGGGUUUCUAAAAAAUCAAGGAAGGGGGGGAAGAAGAAAGCAACCAGUGACAAGGAUGCUGCAAAUGAACCAUCUGAUGCUCAUGCAAUUAUGCCAAAUGAGGCUAGCACUUCAUGUUGCCAGCAACAAGCAGAAUUAACUGCAACACUGAAGGAAAACACAAUGAUUUCAACAUCUGGUGGGAAAGAAGAUGUCAGCAUUCCUCACCUGGUAGAUGAGCCAGGAAUGGCUCAGUCAGGGGAGGGGAAUCAUGGAAGAGAUCCACUACAGACUGAUAACAACAAACAUGAUCAUAUUGAUGAUGAUCUUUGUUGCAGCAGUGAUUCCCUUUCUGGUGAUGAGCAGCCAGCUACAGUUAAUGAAGUUGAUUUUGACGUGUCUACUUUAGUUUCUGCUUUUGCAAGCUGUAACAUUAUUCAAAACCUGUGCUGGUUACUUAAGUUUUAUAGGAGCAAUUCCCUCAGUACAAACAAAUAUGUAAUCUGGAUGUUGCGGAAGAUCACUGAGGACCUAGAGCUCGCCCCAAUGCUAUAUCAGUUAUCACUCCUCGGAACAUUCUAUGACAUCCUGGUUGAGCAGAAGUCAUGUCCAAACAAGGAUUAUGCAAACAUUGUUGAUUUUCUUACACGUUUGGUCAGAAACAUGCUGAAGAAAAUGAAGAAGCAGCCCCUUCUUUUUAUUGAGAUACUCUUCUGGAAAAGCCGCAGAGAAUGUCAUUACAUUAAUGCUGAAUAUUUAUUGCAUGAGCUAGGAGGUUUGAAAAAAAGAAGUAGGAAUCUGGGGAAUGAUUUGAGCAAUGGAGAAAUUGGAUCAUCACAGUCCAAGGAAUGGGCUCGCAUAAGCAUAGCAGAUGCACUGGGUGAGGAUGAAGCCGAUGUUGUGAUCACUCAUGAAUUGGAUUAUCAGAAUGAGGGAAAUUCCACGGAAAAUGAAUCUGAAAAGAUUUCUGAAAGAAAGAGCAGACUUGUUCUCAGUGAUGAUCUGGAGACAAAAGUGAAGGACCUCUAUGAGAAAUACAAGGAUGACCCCAACUGUAGUCGUCUUAUUGCGGAAUCCCUAGAUCCUGAAGGUCAAAUUUUGGCUGUUCAAGUUUCUAAUAAACUUAAACAGCUAGGACUUAAAGUUGCACCAAAGAAAAGGAUGAGGGCUGGUGGACCAUUUUCAGCUGGUUCUGAUCAACAGGGUGAAGCUGUUCCUAAUAACAAAAAUGGCUCAGAAGGAAGUUCACCUCAUCAACCUAAGAAUACCCGAAAAAGAGUGCGUGCUUUUAGCAAAGAUCAGGAGGAAAUGAUUAAAGAUUUGUUUGAACAGUUCAAAGGGCAAAAGAGGUGUAGUUAUUUAAUUGCAAAUGCACUGGAUCCUGACAAUGCAUUCACAGCUGCCCAAGUCACCCGUAAACUCAACCAACUUGGUUUACGUGUUCCUCAUCAGAAGAGGUCUGAAGCUAACAUGCAACUGAGACAUGAGGAACUUGAUGACCCCUCUGUAGAUAUAUCUGACAAUGAGACAUUGCUAUCUUUUAGAAACAGAAACAAGGAAAAUGAUAAAUUUUUUGGUGAAAAGUUGCCAGAAGAGAAUUUGGAAGAAGUUCCAAAUGAUUCCAACGAUGAAACUCUAAGCUCAGUUCUCAAGAAAACCAAGGUGCUCCCUCCAAAGUCAAAGAAUAAGAGGCUCACAACAAUAUCUACCAACGGGAUGAUUGAUGGAAACUCUGGAUUUGAAGUUUCAAAUUUUGAUACAGAAAGGGAUGGAGGCUACCAAUCAAAAGACAUGGAUGUUCCAUCUGACCAUCAUGGCUGGGAACACACCCCAGAAGUCCAAGCUAAAGGCAGUACCAGUGGAAACUUGUUAGGUGUUUCACCUGUCAAUCUUCUUGGUGAUUUGGCACAUCAGCAAGCAGAAGAUGAGUUGGCAGAUUCAGGGGAUGACAGGGAAACUGACGCAUUGUUGAAAAGUUCCAUAAACAGAAGGAAGCUCCGGAUGGUAAUUGAUCUAGAGGAGGAUGAUUAGAUUGAAAGCAGAGUCAGUGGGAUCUGCCUAAUAUCUGCCUGUUCAUGCCUUUUUGCUGGGAACAAAUGUCUGUUCCGUGUUCAAGAAGCUCAACCUGGGAUAAUGAUCAUAUCCAUGCCUGAAUGCAGGUUAUUCUCGGGGCUUGGAUUGGAUACAUCUGGUGGACUGCUCUCUAGCAUUUGUUUCUUGCUAGCAAGGCUAGAGGAGUUUGUAUGUAUAGCUUUUUUCUGAAACAAAAUUUAUGUUUUUGUACAUAGACUGAUUCUGGCCAUUAAUCAGUUGUUUUGAUUCAUGCUUCUGCAUUUCUGAAACGAGGUAACCGUAUUUGUCCUUCCAACCAAGAAAAACCCUAAUGAACCUAAACGAAGGAU
Molecule: messenger RNA, 4207 nt
Organism: Rubroshorea leprosula
Lineage: Eukaryota; Viridiplantae; Streptophyta; Magnoliopsida; Malvales; Dipterocarpaceae
Source: the annotation of a GenBank genome assembly